This is a messenger RNA of Scophthalmus maximus (turbot), 1987 nucleotides long. RefSeq names its product C-type mannose receptor 2. The transcript is spliced from 10 exons. The record is from RefSeq and is a predicted model, not a curated record. The coding region runs from base 629 to 1891 and encodes 420 amino acids. NCBI's taxonomy places the organism in Eukaryota, Metazoa, Chordata, Actinopteri, Pleuronectiformes, Scophthalmidae.
AGGUGAAAUGUUGUCAAAUGUGUUUCUCUCCUUUAUGCUUUCAUUUAAUAAUUGUAACAUUUGUAUUUGAAGCAUUUUAUUGUUUAGGUUUACUCCUCAGCUACAUUUAAAUUGCUGAAUGUGUUAAUGUCGGUUUGUUGAGCAGGAACCAGAAGUGUAAGAAAUGAUUUAAUUAGUGAUUUAAAGAAACUUUUAUACAAUAAAAGUAGAAAAGCCUGAUGUUUAACUUCAUUGCAAGCAAAAUACAGAAAUAUUAUCAAGUAAGUACAAUUCAGAAAAAUAUUUCUGGAUUGCUAAAUGCAUAAAUGCUAAAGUAGCAUUUUAAUCUCAUCCUGGAGGCUGUGUAUUUUAAUUACAUAUCCAGUUUGGGAGUUUAAUCUUGAACUUCAUCGAGAAGUUCAAGAUUAACCCUAAUCCUAACACAUUUUGUAUUAUGUAAAGUUUUUUCACUGUUAAGUAACUCCCUUAUAUGUAGUUGUGUGUGUGUGAAGUAACAUUCUCGAGUGAAGUACAAGUACUGUGAUUCAUAGUUACAUUACAAGGUUUAGAAAUACCUUAAGUAAUAUCCAGUUUGUAAAAGUACAUUUUGUGUUGCAGGUGAAAAAUAAAUCAAGAAAUCUGACCCGAUAUGAAGAAGACAAGGUCUUUCCUCGUGUUGCUCGCAGGUCUGACUUCCCUUAGCCCCUGCCUUCCUCUUCAGUACCACUUCAUCAGUGCCGCUGUGCCCUGGUUUAAAGCCCAGACAUACUGCAGAGAGACGUACACUGACUUGGCCACCGUCUUUGACAUAGAGGAUAUGAACCGGCUGGUGAACACAGCUCAGGACUCGUCUGGUGGCUUGACAAAGAAGGCCUGGAUCGGGCUGCACGAUAACCUCACCAGCUGGAGAUGGUCAUUUGCAGACAGAAGUUACUACAGGAACUGGGAUUUUAAUCAGCCUGACAACUUCCUCGGGGACCAGAUGUGUGUGAAGAUGUUGAGUGGAGGAGUGUGGGAGGACUCGAAUUGCCUUUUGAAAAACCCCUUCAUCUGCUAUGAUGGAAAUGCCUAUUCCAAAGUGCGUUUCAUUUUUAUUGCGCGGGAAAUGAGCUGGCCUGAUGCUCAGCUGUACUGCAGGAGGCAGUACACCGACCUGGCUAGUAUUACAGAAGAGAGGGAGAAUAAGCAAAUACAGGUUUUGACCAACAAGACGACCGUAUGGAUCGGCCUCUACAGGACUCGGGAUUGGUCAGAUCGAAGUGAGUCCGCCUACCGCUACUGGGACGUCAGACAGCCUGAUAAUGUUGGAGGGAAGCAGAACUGCACUGCCACUAAUCUGGGCAACGCAGGCCGAUGGUCGGAUGAAGAGUGCAGCACGGAGCUCUCAUUUGUCUGCUUUAGGAGAAAUGAGAGUCCUUCAUCUGAGCCGCCUUCAACUACACCGAUGGACCAAUAUACAGCCGUUACUGAUCACACUCCACAUGAGACCUUUGUUGUCUUCACCUCGUCUGAGCAGCCUUCAAGUGCAGAAGUGCAUCAAACAACUUCCAUUCCUGAGAGUCCUUCAUCUGAGCUGCCUUCAUCCACACAGCUGGAUCGACCUAUAGAUCUUACUGAGGAAACUCCACUUUUGUCGAGCACCACCACUGCCACUGGAGAUAAAAUAACUAUAACUGAAAGAGACUCAAGCAGAACAGUGUUUACCUAUUCUGCACAGUUUGAAACCACAGAACUGGAUCAAACUGCAUCCACUCCCGACCACGUGAUUCACCUGAGAAUGACGUUCACCUCUACGACACAACUGAGUGAAGAUGACAUCAGAGAUUUGGCGUUAGUUCAGUUCCAUGAAGUGCUGCAAACGAAGAGUCUUCAUGUGAGCGUCAAGCUGAGGCUGAGGAAACCACAGACAUGACAACCACAGGCAUGAUGAGGAAACCACAGACAUGACAACCACAGGCAUGAUGAGGAAACCACAGACAUGACAACCACAGGCAUGAUGAGGAAACCA